UCAGGGACCGCUGACCUUCAGGGAUGUGGCCAUAGAUUUCUCUCAGGAGGAGUGGGAAUGCCUGGACCCAGCUCAGCGGAAAUUGUACCUGGAUGUGAUGGUGGAGAACUGCAGCAACCUGGCCUCCCUGGAUCCUCUGUGAAUAUUUUUCGAUAUGUACCUAUAAGUAAGAUGGCAGCCAGCAGUAUUUUAUACUUUACAGCAUACAAAUCGUGCACCUUUUACAUAAACUAUAGCAUCUGAAGAUAACCAAGACUUUUUGCUAAAGCCCACACUUCAAUAUUUAUCCUCUGAAAUUAUACUGAAUAAAUAUAAUGGAAACACAAUUUACCAAUGGAACGAACAUUGGAAAAACUUUAAGCAACAGUCAUCUCUUAAUAAUCAACCGAGAAUUGAGCUUUCAGAAGACCAUUAUAAAAGUGGAAAAGUCUUUGACCAAAUGUCCUAUAAGACUAUAGGCCAGGUUUUUCAUAUUGUGGAGAAGACACACAAGGGAUGUAGACUUGUCAAAUCUUUUCAGGAAUCUUUAAAUAACACUGAACAAGAGAAUAUUCAUGCUGAUGAGCAACCUUACACAGGUAAUUCAUGUGAUGGAAUCUUCAGUCAAAUACUCAAUCUAAAUAGACUGACGGAAUUUCAUACUGGAGAGAAGCCUUAUAAAUUUACCGAAUGUGACAAAGCAUUUAGGGAGUCUGCAACCCUUCAUCAAAAUCAGAGAAUUUAUACUGGAGAGAAGCCGUAUAAAUGUAGAGAAUGUGACAAAGCCUUUAGCCAAUGCUUAACCCUUUUUCUUCAUCAGGGAAUUCACACUGGAGAGAACCCUUUCAAAUGUAGUGAAUGUGACAAAACCUUCAGCAGGUCCUCAAACCUUAUUGCACAUCAGAGAAUUCAUACUGGAGAGAAGCCUCAUAAAUGUAGAGAAUGUGGAAAAGCCUUUAUCAGCCGUAAACAUCUUACUGUACAUAACCGUAUUCAUACUGGAGAGAAGCCAUACAAAUGUGGAGAAUGUGGCAAAGCUUUCACGCAGUACACAUCAUUUACCAAUCAUCAGAGAAUUCAUACCGGAGAGAAGCCUUAUAAAUGUAGAGAAUGCGGCAUAGCCUUUAGCCAGUCCUCAUCCCUUAUUUAUCAUCAGAGGGUUCACACUGGAGAGAAACCUUAUAAAUGUAGAGAAUGUGGCAGAGCCUUCCGUGUUAUAUCAUUACUUACUUAUCAUCAGAGAGUUCACACUGGAGAGAAACCUUAUAAAUGUGGAGAGUGUGGCAAAGCCUUUCGCCAGUCUUCAUCCCUUACUUAUCAUCAGAGAGUUCACACUGGAGAGAAGCCUUAUAAAUGUACAGAAUGUGGCAAAACCUUUACCAGCUUCUCAAACCUUACUAAGCACCUGAGAGUUCACAGUGGAGAGAAGCCUUACAAAUGUAGAGAAUGUGGCAAAGCCUUUAGCCAGUCCUCAUCCCUUAUUAAGCAUCAGAGUGUUCAUGCUGCAGAGAAACCUUGUACCAGGAAAUGUGGAAAAUGUGGCAAAUCCUUUGGCGGCUCCUCAGGCCUUGCUAAGCAUCAGAGUUCAUUCUGGAGAGAAGCCUUAUAGAUGCAGAAAAUAUAACAGCCUUUCAUCAGUGUUCCUGCCUUACUGCACAGCGGAGUUCAUACCUGAGAGAAGAAUUACAGAUGUGAGGAGUGUCGUAAGUCCUUUACCACCUGUGAGAACUUACUGAACGUCACAGAACUGAUACUGGCAAGAAGCCUUAUUAAUGUGAAAAAUGUAGAAAAGCCUUUAACUGUACCUGAGAGACUUUAUACUAAAGAGAGUCCUUACAGCCCUGACCGGUUUGGCUCAGUGGCUAGAGCGUCGGCCUGCGGACUGAAAGGUCCCAGGUUCAAUUCCGGUCAAGGGCAUGUACCUUGAUUGCGGGCACAUCUCCAGUAGGGGGUGUGCAGGAGG
Molecule: messenger RNA, 1942 nt
Organism: Myotis daubentonii (Daubenton's bat)
Lineage: Eukaryota; Metazoa; Chordata; Mammalia; Chiroptera; Vespertilionidae
Product: zinc finger protein 239-like
Biological process (GO): regulation of transcription by RNA polymerase II
Cellular component (GO): nucleus
Molecular function (GO): RNA polymerase II transcription regulatory region sequence-specific DNA binding; DNA-binding transcription factor activity, RNA polymerase II-specific
Source: RefSeq, a predicted model, not a curated record